AUUCCCGUCAUCGUCAACCUCCGCCUUCACCACAGCUCAACCUCAAUCCCACAAUGGUCAAGCCCCUCACAUUCAAAGGCGACAAGCCCAAAAAGCGCAAGCACCGCGAUGUGGACAGCGAGAAGACCCCCAAGUCCCGCAAGACUGAAGCAUCCGAAGCCGCGGAUAACGACGACAAUCCGGAAGACCAGAGCUGGGUUUCUGCGGAUGCCCCGAGUGACAUUGCAGGGCCAGUAGUCCUUGUCCUGCCUUCGGAUGAGCCGACUUGUGUGGCGUGCGAUAUCAAUGGCAAAGUAUUUGCAAGUGUGGUGGAGAAUCUGAUUGAGGGGGAUCCAUCGACGGCAGAGCCACAUGACGUGCGACAGGUGUGGAUUGCGACGAGGGUUGCGGGUACAGAGUCUUUUACUUUCAAGGGACAUCAUGGAAAAUACCUCUCCUGCGAUUCCCAUGGCCUUUUCAGCGCAGACACCUCCGCGGUAUCACACUACGAAUCCUUCUUGGCAAUCCCCUCCCCAGAUAUCCCCGGCACAUUCUCCCUGCAAACACGCGGCGGCGACUCCGAGUCCUUCCUGUGCGUCAAAGAAAGCGCCAAGGCCACCGGGGGCGUCGAAAUCCGGGGCGACGCAAGCGCGAUUUCGUUCGAGACGACAGUACGCAUCCGCAUGCAGGCGCGGUUUAAACCACGCCUACGUAUUGCGAAGGAGAGUAAGGCAUAUGAGAAGAUUAGUCGGAAGGAAUUGGAAGCACUUGUGGGGAGGAAACUGGAUGAGGAUGAGGUACGGAGGUUAAGGCGGGCGAGGCGGGAUGGAAAUUUCCAUGAGGAGAUGCUUGAUGUUAAGGUCAAAGGGAAGCAUGAUAAGUUUGCUUGAACACUUGUAUUAACGCUGAUUAUAUUCUGACUGCGCAUUUUGGAUGUCGAAGAGUGUUGAUACGCCCGCUGAGCUGGUCAGGUCGGUUUGACGUAGCUUUAAUUCCCGGUCUGCAUCUCCCAGCGGCAAGGCCCCUUCAUGAUCGAACUCAUGACUCGCUUCUAAUCAGCCUGGUAGCAAGAAUUGUCGAUGUGGCAGAUUGAAGAUGGCAGGUUCUCGGAGCCCUCGGGAAGCUAGCCAUCUAACUGUCGACUUGCCACAGAGGCAUGUAUCAGAUGUCCUUAGCC
Penicillium subrubescens is the source of this 1156-nucleotide messenger RNA. RefSeq lists its product as uncharacterized. Bases 54 to 869 code for a protein of 271 amino acids. The transcript is spliced from 2 exons. Gene Ontology annotation, molecular function: actin filament binding. Gene Ontology annotation, cellular component: nucleolus; catalytic step 2 spliceosome; striated muscle dense body. NCBI's taxonomy places the organism in Eukaryota, Fungi, Ascomycota, Eurotiomycetes, Eurotiales, Aspergillaceae. The record is from RefSeq and is a predicted model, not a curated record.